GAUACCGUCGAUAGCUUAGCACUUUGAAACCGUCUCUGUGUCGUCUCCCGCCGUGACCACCGUGCCUCAACUCUCCGUCGUCCUGCCGCUCUGGCGAACUUCAACCUGAUCAAUCUAGGGUUCAACAUAUUUUUGUUUAUUAGGGCUUUUGAUCUGCUUCAUUUGAUCUACCUUCCCUCUUUCCUCAUUUUCAAUUUCUGAGUUUUGUUGGAUUUCAUGUUUUGAGCGUUAUUGAGUGGUAAAGUUGUGAUUUUUAGAUUUUAUUUGGGAAUUUUUCAUCUGUGUUUGUGGUUGUUGUUGUUGUGGUGGUGGUCACUGGCUAGUGGCUUUAUAGGGUGUUUGAGUUUUGAUUAUUUUUGGGUUUGAUUGUUUAGGGCUUGAUAAAAAAAAUGGGGUUAGGUGGUGUGAAUGGUAAGGUGAUAGAGUCUUUGGAUGUGGGUAAAUCAAAAGGGAGGAAGAAAAAGAAGUUACAAAAUGGGGCAAUGGAAGAUGAAGAAAAUGAUUCUGGGUGUUGGCAUAGCUUUAGGUUCAUUGGUAACUGCAUUUCUUCAAGAUCCAAGGUUGAUAGUUCUGUUAGUGGUACCAGUAAUAAUUAUGCUGAAAGCAAAUCAACUAUUGAUACGAGUAGAGACCAGCCAUCAGUUCCAGUAGUCUCUUCGACGACUACUACUACUAGUAAUGCUGAAAGCAGCUCAUCUACUUCGAAACUUGAAGAGGAGCUUAAAAUUGCUUCCAGGCUGCGAAAGUUCUCUUUCAAUGAUCUUAAGCUGGCAACAAGAAAUUUUCGGCCCGAGAGUCUUCUUGGUGAAGGUGGGUUUGGUUGUGUGUUCAAAGGAUGGAUUGAAGAAAAUGGAACUGCUCCAGUGAAACCUGGCACAGGCCUUACUGUUGCAGUCAAAACCCUAAACCAUGAUGGGCUCCAGGGUCAUAAAGAAUGGCUGGCUGAAGUAAAUUAUCUUGGUGAUUUAGUUCAUCAAAACCUUGUCAAACUUAUAGGCUACUGUAUUGAAGAUGAUCAAAGGUUGCUGGUAUAUGAAUUUAUGCCUCGAGGAAGCCUGGAAAACCACUUGUUUAGGAGAUCCUUGCCACUUCCGUGGUCCAUAAGGAUGAAAAUUGCGCUAGGAGCUGCAAAGGGACUUGCUUUUCUUCACGAGGAAGCUGAACGACCAGUUAUAUAUAGGGAUUUUAAAACUUCCAAUAUACUAUUGGAUGCAGUAAGUGUCAAACGUUAUGGCAUGAUUAUAUUUUGUUGUUUCCUUUAUUUUAAUCAUUCUAAUAAUGUAUUGAUUCAGGAGUACAAUGCCAAGCUCUCAGACUUUGGACUUGCAAAAGAUGGUCCAGAGGGUGAUAAAACUCAUGUGUCUACCCGAGUUAUGGGAACUUAUGGUUACGCAGCACCAGAAUAUGUCAUGACAGGGCAUCUUACAUCAAGAAGUGAUGUGUAUAGUUUUGGAGUGGUACUACUUGAGAUGAUAACCGGGCGAAGAUCCAUGGACAAAAACCGUCCAAAUGGUGAACAUAACCUUGUAGAAUGGGCUAGACCGCAUCUAGGAGAGAGAAGAAGGUUCUACAGGUUGAUAGACCCUCGAUUGGAAGGCCACUUCUCGAUAAAAGGAGCUCAAAAAGCCGCCCAGUUGGCUGCUCACUGCCUUAGCCGAGAUCCAAAAGCAAGACCACUAAUGAGUGAAGUUGUAGAAGCUUUGAUGCCUCUCCCAAACCUAAAGGACAUGGCUAGUUCAUCAUACUAUUUCCAGACGAUGCAAGCUGACCGAUUUAGUGCCAGUCCAAAUACUCGAAAUGGUAGAACACAAGGAGGAUCCGCCCGAAAUGGACAACAACAAAGGAGCCUUUCCAUAUCACAUGGUACUCAUGCUUCUCCAUUUCGCCAUCGGUAUCCUCAAAAUUCACCAAAGCCAACUGGAAAAGCACAGAGUUGAUGAAUUUUCUAUCACCCUACUUUUUAAUCAUUUCUUAUUUUCUAAGUAUAGAUGUAACAACUUCUUGUGAAGCCAUUUGUUCAUGGGACAACUUGAGGGUAAAAGAAGCAUGCUGCUUGCUUUAUGAUCUAUUAUGUUAAUGAGUCUUGACCCCUUUGAAUAGUUAUUGAGCUAACUAUGUGUAUGUUUGGAAUCACAGUGAGUUCAACGACAUUACAGUAGCACCGUGAUUUUGUUGAAGCUCGAAGUUGUAGCUUUAGUUAAAAUCAUGGCUGCACACUGUGCUUUUGCCGAACUCACCGUAAUUCCAAACAUGAACUGUGAUGUGUUUUGCAAAUUGUCAACCAAUGUUUCUUUCAGGUUGUUUGGAAAUAUUGAACAACUCAAAGUUUUAUUUGAUUUCAAAAUUCAAAUGGCCCUUGUGAUUUAUGUA
This is a messenger RNA of Trifolium pratense (red clover), 2370 nucleotides long. RefSeq names its product serine/threonine-protein kinase PBL34-like. Gene Ontology annotation, molecular function: ATP binding; protein kinase activity. The record is from RefSeq and is a predicted model, not a curated record. The coding region runs from base 390 to 1937 and encodes 515 amino acids. NCBI's taxonomy places the organism in Eukaryota, Viridiplantae, Streptophyta, Magnoliopsida, Fabales, Fabaceae. The transcript is spliced from 5 exons. Gene Ontology annotation, biological process: protein phosphorylation.